GCGCGAGCCGCGGCCGGCGCCGCUGCAGAGCCGAGCCGAGCGAAUCCCGAGCGCAGGCAGCAGGGCGCCGUAUCUGUGUGUGUGUGUCUCCGAGAUGCUGACGGCAGGCUGCGGCACAGCGGAGCCCCGCUAGACACCAAGAAACCCAUGGCUCUGGUUGGAUCUUUCACCAUGACCAGCCCGCAGCCUGCCCUGGAAGGAGGAAUUUCUGAAGUUGAAAUCAUCUCUCAGCAAGUGGACGAGGAGACCAAGAGCAUCGCUCCCGUGCACUUGGUGAACUUCGCCGACAGGGACUUGCCCCUGGCUGCCAUCGACCUCUCCACGGCCGGCUCGCAGCUCCUGUCGAAUCUGGACGAAGAUUACCAAAGAGAAGGGUCUAACUGGCUGAAGCCGUGCUGUGGGAAGGGCGCAGCCACGUGGCAGGUGUUGCUGCUCAGUGCGAGUCUCAACGGUUUCCUGGUGGCCUGUGUAGUACUGGUCGUGAUUCUCCUGACCCUGGAGCUUCUGAUAGAUGUGAAGCUCCUCCACUUUUCCAGCGCCUUCCAGUUCGCGGGCGUCAUUCACUGGAUCAGCCUGGUCAUCCUGUCCGUGUUCUUCUCAGAGACCGUUCUGCGGAUCGUGGUGCUCGGCAUCUGGGAUUACAUCGAGAACAAAAUCGAGGUGUUUGACGGGGCUGUGAUCAUCCUGUCCUUGGCCCCGAUGGUGGCAUCCACCGUUGCCAAUGGGCCCAGGAGCCCCUGGGACGCCAUCAGCCUCAUCAUCGUGCUCCGGGUGUGGCGGGUGAAGCGGGUCAUAGACGCCUACGUGCUGCCGGUGAAGGUGGAGAUGGAGAUGGUCAUCCAGCAGUACGAGAAGGCCAAGGUCAUCCAGGACGAGCAGCUGGAGAGACUGACGCAGAUCUGUCAGGAGCAAGGGUUUGAAAUCCGGCAGCUGCGCGCACACCUGGCGCAGCAGGACCUGGACUUGGCCGCUGAGCGCGAGGCGGCGCUGCAGGCCCCACACGUGCUCCGCCAGCCGCGCAGCCGCUACAAGGUGGUGGAGGCCGGCGCGUGGGACGAGGAGACGGCGGCCGAGAGCGUCGUGGAGGAGCUGCGGCCCUCGCCAGAAGCGGCACUGAAAGAUGACAUGAACAGCUACAUCAGUCAGUACUACAACGGGCCCAGCAGUGACAGCGGCGUCCCCGAGGCAGCUGUGUGCGUGGUCACCACGGCCGCCAUCGACAUUCACCAGCCCAACGUCUCCUCCGACCUCUUCUCAGUGGACGCGGCCCCGAAGCGGGGCGGCGACGGCACCUGCGCCAGCGCCACGUCCGAGAGCGCCUCCCGCUCUGCCCGCAGCUCCGUCACCCGGGCCCAGAGUGCCAGCAGCCAGACGCUGGGCUCCUCCACGGACUGCAGCACUGCCCGCGAUGAGCCGUCCUCGGAGCCAGGCCCCUGUCCCCUGCCGCUGCCGCCGCCGCCACCCCCACAGCAGCCAAGGGCGGUCCAGGACCUGCUGUCCUCCUUGUCGGAGGACCCCUGCCCACCCCAGAGGGCCUUGGACCUGGGCCCCCGGGCCCCGCUCAGCCCUGCGGGCUCGGCUCCCACCAGCCCUGAGCUGGGGCACAGGGUGUGUCUGUUCAACCAGAAGAACCAGGAGGCCUUCCGGGCCUUUCCCACCCAGCCAGUCAUGCCGGCCCUGCAGGACAAGUGCAGGCCUUUGGAACCCAAAGAGCAGAAGCUGCACCGGGUCCCCGAGGCCUAGGGCCCCCAGGCAGGCUGGCGGGGAGGA
Lepus europaeus (European hare) is the source of this 1770-nucleotide messenger RNA. It is a transcript of the gene TMEM266, whose product is annotated as transmembrane protein 266. Gene Ontology annotation, biological process: transmembrane transport; monoatomic ion transport. Bases 148 to 1743 code for a protein of 531 amino acids. The record is from RefSeq and is a predicted model, not a curated record. NCBI's taxonomy places the organism in Eukaryota, Metazoa, Chordata, Mammalia, Lagomorpha, Leporidae. Gene Ontology annotation, cellular component: plasma membrane. Gene Ontology annotation, molecular function: voltage-gated channel activity; monoatomic ion channel activity. The transcript has 11 exons.